Felis catus (domestic cat) is the source of this 3945-nucleotide messenger RNA. RefSeq names its product cholecystokinin B receptor (gene CCKBR). Gene Ontology annotation, molecular function: cholecystokinin receptor activity; gastrin receptor activity. Gene Ontology annotation, cellular component: plasma membrane. Gene Ontology annotation, biological process: phospholipase C-activating G protein-coupled receptor signaling pathway. The coding region runs from base 2156 to 3322 and encodes 388 amino acids. The transcript has 5 exons. The record is from RefSeq and is a predicted model, not a curated record. NCBI's taxonomy places the organism in Eukaryota, Metazoa, Chordata, Mammalia, Carnivora, Felidae.
UAAAAGCCAUGAACCAUGAGAGAAUGACAUGGGCUGAAGUUGGACACUCAACUGACUGAGCUUCCCAGGCUCUCCUCUAUUCUAUGGGUUUUAACAAAUGUAUAGUAACAUCUAUCCACCAUUAGAGUACUGUACAGAAUAGAUUCACUGCCCUAAAAGCCCUGUGCUCUACCUUUUCAUCCCUCCUACCCUCUUCCUGGGACACUGGCUCUAAGAGUGCUUUUAAUUAAUCUUUUUCACAUCUCCUAACUGUUCAACAGCAAAGACUUGGAGAGAUAGUAGUGGCUGGAAAUAAGCUAAUUGCUGGGAAUGCGCAGAAAAAUAGCAAAGUGUUGUACGAUCGCUGGGCAAUUUUACUGGAACUUUGUCCCUCUAGUUUUCAGGAGUCCCCAUGCAGAUUGGGAACUUGAUAAGAGUGGGCAUCAUCUCAUCUUUCUGCUCCACCAAGUUCAAAGACACACAUGGGAUACAUCAGCUGGGUGAAUGAAUGAGAAAUGUGCUUUUCAUACUUCAGGGUGUGUACCGACUUGAGGUGUGGUUAUUGAUUCAAGAACUAGUUGAAGAGAGACAUCCAGAGGAGGAUCUGAAAAAGAUGAUAGAAUGGAGAGAUUAAGGAAAGUGGAGGGGUGGGGGCGGUAGACUGGAAGGAGACAAAAAGUACAGGAUAGAAUAUUAGCUCACACACACCUCAAAUUUGCUACACAUAAGCCUUCCUUGCAGAAAGGGAGACAUGUCUCCAAAGAGACAGAGGCAGAGAGGAGGGCAUGCUGGAGCUUUAGAGGCACAGAGGUGAAGCAUGGAUGGGGCAGGACAAAGCAGGUGCAUUUGUGUGGAGAGUGAAAGAGAUUCGUUCAAGAUUCAUUAGCCAGCAUGUGUGAACACCUCCUAUUUGCAGGACAUUAUGCUAAGUGCCAGGGAUAUGCAGAAGAAUGAUCUGGGCAUUGCCCCUGUCCUCAAGAAGCUCAUAGUCCAGUGGAGGAGAUACAGAAUUAAACAUAAUAAUACAGUGAGCAAUGCCACACUGGAGUACAGAGAGGCAGAAAGAGGCACUGAGAUUGAGAUUUGAUUGGGGAAGGAGGCAGCAUGAUGAAUGACAGAGGGGUGAGGGAGCAGCAGGAGGCAAAGCAUUUUAGAGAUCUGGAGACUCAGCUGCUAUUCUGAUUCAACACCUGACUUGACUGUGUGAUCUGAGAACUAAUGUCACUGCUGGGUUCUGUUCAGGAAUCUCUUGUAGAUAGAUAGCAUGCACUUGAUGCCUACAGCUGUUCCUGAAUAAGUUGGUUAUCAUUAUAAGAACAGUUUAAUUCAGAGCCUAAGACAAGAGUCAAUGUAUGGGGCUGCAGAAGGGGGAGCUGCAGCUCUGAGCCCUUCCCUCCCCACAACCUGGAAGGCUCUGGCCCUGCCUUCUCUCCCUUCAAGCUCUCAUGUCUCUCACGCUGAGGCCAUGGGCUUGGGUGACUGAGUCCAGCUUAAUUCAAUUCACUUUUGUUUGGGUCUGCUUGGUUGUGAUAUAGAGGCCCAAAGAUGGAUCCAUCCCCUAACAGACAAUGACACAAAUGAAUGGGGUCAGCCCUCUGUCUAGCCCAGCAACACUAGUGUCCUUCCUGUGAGGUCCCACAACACUUUGUAUAUCCCCCAGCUUUACUCCUUAUCCCACUGUGUGGCAAUUAUCUAUUUAUGUACCCAAAUUUCCCUCUGGACUGUGAGCUCUCAGAUGGCAGGGAAUUUGUCAUGUCCAUCUCUUUGUCCUCAAUGCCUAACACAGAGGGAGUCCUCUGUAAAUGUUUGUUGAGUGAAAAUGAAUGUUAGGAGAUAAUUAAAAUACAAGAUAGAAAAUAAAAAGCAUUCUGAUAGAUGUGUAAGGAACAUUCAUGGGUCAGAGGAAGGGGAGAUUAACUCCAAAUGAGGCAUCCAGAAAGGCCUUACAGAAGAGGGGGCAGUUUAUCUGAGUCUUGAUGGGCAGUGGUGUAUAGGAAUUUACCAGAUACAGAAAACCAAUUUGUGAUGGGGGGAGGGUAUUAGUGGCAGUUGGUGAAAGAACAUUCCAGGCUGAGAAAUCAAUGUUAGCAAUGGAGGAAGUCAUGAGGGUGCAUGAUGCCUUCAAGAAAAACUGGAGCUGGCCAUCAGGAUCACCCUUUAUGCAGUGAUCUUUCUGAUGAGUGUUGGAGGAAAUGUGCUCAUCAUCGUGGUCCUGGGACUGAGCCGCCGCCUGAGGACUGUCACCAACGCCUUCCUGCUCUCACUGGCAGUCAGCGACCUCCUGCUGGCUGUGGCUUGCAUGCCCUUCACCCUCCUGCCCAAUCUCAUGGGCACAUUCAUCUUUGGCACAGUCGUCUGUAAGGCGGUUUCCUACCUCAUGGGGGUGUCUGUAAGCGUGUCCACACUAAGCCUUGUGGCCAUCGCCCUGGAGCGAUACAGUGCCAUCUGCCGACCACUGCAGGCACGAGUGUGGCAGACACGGUCCCACGCAGCUCGUGUGAUCAUAGCCACGUGGAUGCUCUCUGGACUGCUCAUGGUGCCCUAUCCCGUGUACACCGCCGUACAGCCAGUAGGGUCCCGUGUGCUGCAGUGCGUGCAUCGCUGGCCCAGUGCACAUGUUCGCCAAACCUGGUCCGUACUGCUGCUCCUGCUCUUGUUCUUCGUCCCGGGUGUGGUUAUGGCUGUGGCCUACGGGCUCAUCUCCCGCGAGCUCUACUUAGGGCUUCGCUUUGACGAAGACAGUGACAAUGAGAACCAGAGCCGAGUCAGAAGCCAAAGAGGGCUGCGGAGCGGGGCAGGACCAGGUUCUGCCCAACCCAAUGGGCGUUGCCGGCCGGAGACCGGGCUGGCUGGAGAGGAUGGUGACGGCUGUUACGUGCAGCUUCCGCGCUCUCGUCAGACCCUGGAGCUGUCCGCGCUGACGGCGCCCACACCUGGGCCAGGAUGUGGCCCCCGGCCCUACCAGGCCAAGCUGUUGGCUAAGAAGCGCGUGGUGCGGAUGCUACUGGUGAUCGUUGUGCUUUUUUUCCUGUGUUGGUUGCCAUUGUACAGUGCCAACACGUGGCGCGCCUUCGACAGCUCUGGUGCGCACCGCGCGCUUUCGGGAGCGCCCAUCUCUUUCAUCCACUUGCUGAGCUACGCCUCAGCCUGUGUCAACCCCCUGGUCUACUGCUUCAUGCACCGUCGCUUUCGCCAGGCCUGCCUUGAGACAUGUGCCCGCUGCUGCCCCAGGCCUCCACGAGCUCGCCCCAGGCCUCUUCCAGAUGAGGACCCGCCCACUCCCUCCAUCGCUUCACUGUCCAGGCUGAGCUACACCACCAUCAGCACGCUGGGGCCUGGCUGAGGGGUAGAGAGGGAGUGGGGGCUGAGGCGGAACACACCAAUUCCUACAAGUAGGGACCCACCCAGACACACGAGAGACACAGACCCACUGACACAGGAGACUGACACCCAAAAAGCAUGGACUAAUCCCAACACACACACAAAAGUGGCUUACCUGACACAAAAGAAACAAACCAGAUCCCCACACAGGAAAUAAGGCACACUCUUGAUAUGGGACCAAGCCUGGCACAUAGAAACAGGGCACUGACUUUAGACGCACACAGACACAGCAUCCCUAGCAAUGGACUAUCCAUACAUAGUGGAAAUUCUGAGAGAGGCUGGCCUGCCUCUCAUAUACACAUAGUAAUGGCACUGAUUCUUUAGGGCUCUGGAGCCUGGCACGGUACUGACUCCUGAGAUGCUCCAAGCUGCCCGCCCACCCCCCCCCCAGUUUGACCUCACAGUGCCCUUCCCCAUUUCAGCACUGAAAAAUACCAACCAACCUAAUCUCACAUCUCCCUGACCAACAGGCUGUUUUGCACUGAAAAGUCCCUUCAUUCCUUUCCAGUUAAAUUCUAUGGCCCUGACCCUCCUCCAUCACCCAAACUCUUCAAGAAAUAAUAAAUGACUUGGCUUCCUCCUGAA